UCUACAAAAUGGCCACCAAAGGCCACGUGUUCCAAUUCGAUUGAAACCCGAGCGGGCGUGGCGACGAGAGGCAACCCUCAUUCAGUCGGUGGGUUAGCGGAACGCGCUUGCAGGACGCCCGGCCCAUUCACUGGCGCGCCUCUCGAACUUCGGCUGUCUAACGCUCCGUGCUCUCCAUCUUCUCGUUUCCCAGCUGAGGGAGUCGGGGAGCGCCAGAGGCUCAGAGCAUCACCAGGUUCCUCCUCCUUGUGCCCGGAGGGAGAGGUUUUCCGGCACUGCGGCUCACCGUGCGAAAAGAGCUGCUCCAACCCCAUCGGAGAGAUCAGCUGUGAUGAGGAGUGCGUUUCGGGCUGCUUCUGCCCCGAGGGCUCGGUGCGGAACGACCACGGGUCACGGGAGUGCAUAGCGAGGCGCCAGUGCCCCUGCGUGUACAGAGGCUCCAAGUACCAGCCUGGGGACACGACGCAUGACGCCCUGGGCUCAUGCACGUGCACGGGCGCCCACUGGCAGUGCCGCUCUUGGCCGCGGGGAGGCGAGUGCUCCGUUGAGGGUGCGGGCCUCCUCACUUCCUUCGACCUGGCGUCCCAUCGCCUCCUCACCGAGGGCGACUACAUCAUGGCAGCGACAUCCGAGUGGAGUGUGCAGGUCUUCACACGCGAGGCAGACUGGGGUUUGCCACAGCUGGAGUCUGUGGCUCUCCUCACGCCCUCGGACUCGCUGGAGUUCGGGAGGGACGGCCUGGUGUUCAAGGAAGAGAGUUUGCUGCCGCUGCCGUAUCGGUCAGACUACCUGAAGGUCUUCCGCCAGAGCUCGGACUACAUCCAGGUGAUCACGCACUUUGGGCUCAAGAUCCAGGUCCAGCUCCAACCGAUCAUGCAGGUCUACUUGAGCCUGCCGGACGCGAUGCAGGGGCACGUCACGGGACUGUGCGGCAACUUCAAUGGGGAGGAGGCGGACGAGCGCGUGACGCCGCAGCGAGUGCCCGAGGCGAGCGAGGCUGCGUUCCUCGCCUCCUGGAACCUCCUGCAGGGAGUCUCCCACCGCCGCUUCACCCACGGAUCCAAGACAUGCGCGGACGACGAGCUCAAGCGCAGCUGCCACGGCGAGAUCUUCUCAGACGUCUUCCGCGACUGCCUGGGCCACCUCGACCCCACUCCGCACCUUCAGAGCUGUGAGUUUGACGUGUGCCACUGUGAGAGGAGCGAGCCGUGCUACUGUGCGGCGCUGGGCUCUCUGGCUCGGGCCUGUGCCCUGCGCGGGGUGCCCGUGUACAACUGGAGCCGCGGAGUCUGCGAGGAGUCGUGCCCGGCCGGGCAGCAGUUCUCCUACUCGGUGGACUCGUGCCGGAGCACGUGCCACGGACUCGGGGAGCCACACGCCUGCGCCGGGGAGGGGCCUUCUACAGGCUGCGUGUGUGCAGAGGGGACUUUCAUGGACCACGAGGGAGCGUGUGUUCCGGGCAUCGAGUGCCCAUGCUACACAGGUCACGACAUUGUCCCGCCUGGGAAAUUCUACUGGGUCGGCGAUCUAGCCUGUGCUUGCGAGUACGGAGUUCUCAGGUGCGAAAACCCCAUCACCAUGCUCGGCGGAAGAAUGCGACGUGAAAGCCCCCUCCAGGUCGAAAAUGCCCUCCAACUUCUGGUCGAUGGCAGCGCCCUGAGAGGCAGGAGCCACGUGAAGGCCUGCGAGAGGACCUGCCAGACCAUCAACUUGCCCUGCCCGCCGUGCGAAUCGGACUGCCCAUGCGGGGAUGGACUCAUCCCAGACGACAACGGCAACUGUAUCCCGCCGGAGGAUUGUCCGUGCCGGCACCACGGCAUUGUCUAUGGCAAGGGGGAUACAAUCAAGGUGGACUGCAACGUGUGCACGUGCGGCGGCGGCGCGUGGAGCUGCAACUCGGCCGAGUGCCCCGGCACGUGCCGCAUGUACGGGGACGGCCACUACGUCACCUUCGACGGCAAGAGGUUCGUCUUCGACGGGAACUGCGACUCCAGCAUCGUGCAGGUGGGCACCAGAACGGACGCGCCUUGCUCACGCACGCCACGGGCUGACGUCGUGCGAGUGAACGCAUUAAUUUAUAAUUAAUCCGUAACAAUAAUUUGUGACUAUCAGGCGCCUUUCACGAUAAAAUCUCGAGGCGCCACGCACAAAGAAGAA
Petromyzon marinus (sea lamprey) is the source of this 2157-nucleotide messenger RNA. Lineage: Eukaryota; Metazoa; Chordata; Hyperoartia; Petromyzontiformes; Petromyzontidae. The record is from RefSeq and is a predicted model, not a curated record.